This is a messenger RNA of Exophiala xenobiotica, 1110 nucleotides long. RefSeq names its product protein disulfide-isomerase domain. NCBI's taxonomy places the organism in Eukaryota, Fungi, Ascomycota, Eurotiomycetes, Chaetothyriales, Herpotrichiellaceae. The record is from RefSeq and is a predicted model, not a curated record. Gene Ontology annotation, cellular component: endoplasmic reticulum. Gene Ontology annotation, biological process: protein folding. The transcript has 2 exons. Gene Ontology annotation, molecular function: protein disulfide isomerase activity. The coding region runs from base 1 to 1110 and encodes 369 amino acids.
AUGGUGCACCUCCGUUCUCUCCUCUCCCUGGCGGCACUCGCCCUGCCCCUCGUAACCGCCGCCUCAGACGUGAUCAACCUGAUUCCUUCAAACUUCGACAGCGUGGUCUUCGAGUCCAAUAAGCCCGCUCUCGUCGAAUUCUUCGCCCCCUGGUGCGGUCACUGCAAGAACCUCGCUCCGGUAUAUGAAGAGCUGGCCACCGCGUUCGCCUCGUCCGGUAACAAAGUGACCAUCGCCAACGUCGACGCGGACAAGCACAAAGAUUUAGGCAAGAGAUUCGGUGUCCAGGGCUUUCCGACUCUGAAGUGGUUCGACGGUAAACCUGGCAGUCAGCCUGAGGAUUACAAUGGCGGUCGCGACCUGGAGUCCUUGACCAAGUUCGUCGCCGAGAAGAGCGGUACCAAAGCCAAAGGCCCCAAGAAGGCGCCCAGCCAUGUGGAGAUGUUGACAGACCAGACCUUCAAGACUGAAAUUGGUGGUGACAAAGAUGUUCUUGUGGCGUUUACGGCGCCCUGGUGUGGUCAUUGCAAAACCUUGGCCCCAACAUGGGAGAAAGUCGCCGCCGACUUUGCGUCCGAACCGUCGGUCUUAAUCGCCAAAAUCGACGCGGAAGCCGAGAAUUCCAAAGCCACAGCGCAGGCUCAAGGGGUCACGGGCUAUCCUACCAUCAAAUUCUUCCCUAAGGGCAGCACCGAGCCCGAAACAUACAGCGGCGGACGUAGCGAAGAGGCCCUCGUGGACUUUAUCAAUUCCAAGGCUGGAACGUACCGACUCCCUGGCGGUGGACUGAACAGCCAGGCGGGAACAAUCGAAGUGAUCGACAGUGUGCUUGCGAAGUACAUCACACAAGGUGGGAUCAAGGACAUCGAGAAGGCGACUGCCGAUAUCAAGAAGGCUACACAAGGUCUCAAGGAUAAGAGCGUGGAGUACUACCUUCGCGCCUUGUCUAAGCUCACAGGCAACCCCGAGUACGCGAUGAAAGAGCAGACACGGCUAGCCGGGUUGUUGAAGAAGGGUGGUCUCGCGCCGGAGAAGAUUGAUGAUUUGCAGAAACGCAGUAACAUUUUGGCCAAGUUUUUGGUUAAAGAUGAAGGGAAGAGCGAGUUGUAA